Messenger RNA from Melanotaenia boesemani (Boeseman's rainbowfish), 4454 nucleotides. Its product is annotated as deleted in malignant brain tumors 1 protein-like. The record is from RefSeq and is a predicted model, not a curated record. NCBI's taxonomy places the organism in Eukaryota, Metazoa, Chordata, Actinopteri, Atheriniformes, Melanotaeniidae. The transcript is spliced from 18 exons. Gene Ontology annotation, cellular component: membrane. Bases 150 to 3962 code for a protein of 1270 amino acids.
CCCAUUUAUUCAUGACAAUUACUAAAUCUGUACAUGGGACUUUUAUCCUUGAGACAUUUCGUGCAUGAAUGCAUUUUUAUUUUAUUCUUUUGAUGGCUACUGAGAUUUUGUGGAUUUAAAAAGAAACUGAUCUGCUUUGAAGGAACACUAUGAUGUCCAUUUCUAUACAAGAACUACAUCUUGUUUUUCUGGUUUUGACGAGUCUGCUGAGUUUACCGCAGUUUACAGAAUGUGAGAAAAUCAGGCUGGUCGGGCCUUCGCGUUGUGCUGGCAGAGUGGAGAUCUUUCAUGCAGACAGUUGGGGAACCGUCUGUGAUGAUCACUGGAGCUUUGCCAAUGCUGAGGUGGUGUGUCGAGAGUUAAACUGUGGUAUUGUUAUGGAGGCCAAAAAAGGUGCUUUCUUUGGACAAGGCAAAAAUGAGAUCUGGUUGGAUGAUGUGCAGUGUACAGGGAAUGAGCCAUCCAUCAUAAAGUGCCCACACAAGCCAUUUGGGGUCAAUAAUUGUGGCCAUAGUGAAGAUGCUGGGGUUAUCUGUUCAGAACACAUGCGGGUUGUCAAUGGAAGCAGUCGAUGUAAUGGCAGGGUGGAAGUCUUCCACAAUGGCCACUGGACACGCGUGUGCAGCAGUGACUGGGGAAAGAACGAAGCUGAAGUGAUAUGCCGCGAGGCUUUCUGUGGCAGUCCUAUUGUUCAGUCUGUCAUGCCAAAUUUUGGAGAGGCUCGUGGCAUAGGUGGGGUCAAAGCUACAUGUGGUGGAAACGAGACCUCUGUCUCAGAGUGCAGGAUUCAAGUAUUCAAGGAAAGUUGCACUGAUGCCGUUAUUUUCUGUGCAAACAGUAAACCAAUAAGGCUGAUAAAUGGGACCAAUCACUGCAAUGGUCGAGUGGAGGUCUACUAUGAAGGACAGUGGGGAACCGUUUGUGAUGACAAAUGGGGGUUGCAGGAAGCAGCUGUAGCAUGCCGAGAGAUGAAUUGUGGGAGUGCUCUUGCAGUGAAGUACAAGGCCUUUUUUGGCAGAGGCCACGAUCAGGUUUGGAUGGAUGAUAUAGAGUGUACUGGUCAUGAGAAAUCCCUUGCUGAAUGCCCACAUAAAGGUUUUGGAGACCAUGACUGCGACCACAGUGAAGAUGCCGGAGUUAUGUGUUCAGAAAAUUUAAGAUUGUCCAAUGGGACUGACAGCUGCUCUGGUAGAGUGGAGGUCUUCCACCAAGGUCACUGGAGAAAAAUUUGCAAAAAUAACUGGGGCCUUAGAGAGGCCUCAGUUUUGUGUAAGGAACUCAACUGUGGAAUUCCAAAGAAAUCCCAAGAAGACUUUGGUUUUGGUGACUCCACGCUGUCAGGGUACACAAGUAGAUGUCAAGCUGAUAUGAACUCCAUCAGCCAGUGCACGUUUGAAGAACAAGUCGGGGGAUGUGAAGGGGCCUCUGUUGCAUGUGCAGGUAAUCCACCAAUUAGGCUUGUCAAUGGCACUGAUCGAUGCUCUGGCAGAGUGGAGGUUUUGCAUGAUGGGCAGUGGGGAACUGUGUGUGAUGAUAUGUGGGACAUCAGAGAUGCUCAAGUGGUGUGCAGAGCCAUGGACUGUGGAACAGCCCAGACAACCAAAGCUUUAGGCUUCUUCGGUGAAGGCCAAGGAGACAUCUUGCUGGAUGAUGUCAAUUGCUUUGGCAAUGAGACGUCCCUUCUUCACUGCAGACGACCCCCCUUUGGAGAAAAUAACUGCGGCCAUGGAGAAGAUGCUGGAGUGAUUUGUUCAUCUACCAUUAGACUCAUCAAUGGGACUGGCCAGUGCUCAGGGAGGGUGGAGGUCCACCAUAAUGGCCACUGGUCACCAGCAUAUAACGUUGCCUUUGGAAUGAAUGAAGCUAAAGUGGUGUGCAGGGAGAUGGAUUGUGGAGAUGCUGUCAAAGUCUCAGGAUCAUCUGAUGCCAGCGGAGAUUCCAGAGGCUUAAAGAUCAGCUGUCGCGGUGAUGAGAGCUCUCUUACACAAUGCAGGCUGACAAACUAUGACAGGUCCAGCAAUGAUCGCAUUCAAGAUGUUCAUGUCGAAUGUUCAGGAAAUGUGAAGUUGACCAAUGGCUUGCACUAUUGUACUGGAAUAGUGGAGUUUUACAACAAUGGCCAAUGGCAGCCUAUUUGUGGGGAGUCUUGGGACGUAAAUGAUGCCAUGGUGGUGUGCAGACAGCUGAACUGUGGGAAAGCUCAUAGGAUCACCACAGAAUCUGAGCAUGGUGUUGUUGCUGGAGAAAUUUUCUCUAAGCAAGUUGAAUGCAAUGGAAAUGAGUUCAUACUCUCCCAGUGCCCACUGAAACCAUUUGAAGACAAACCUUGCAAUGCAACCACAGUUGCUAGUGUUGUCUGCACAGGAAGUUUGGAGGUCCGUUUGGCUAAUGGUAAAGACGAGUGCUCUGGAAGAGUAGAAGUCCGUCACGGUGAGACAUGGCAAACAGUGUGCGACUCAGAUUGGACCCUAAGUAAAGCCAAAGUGGUAUGCGAGUUGCUGGAGUGUGGAGAACCCAUGGGUGCUCAAGGCGGUGCCCAUUUUGGCCAAGGCAGUGGGUCAGUGGUGGCAACAGAUGAUGGGUGUUUUCAAAACAUAACAUCUCUGCAACAGUGCUCAGUCAAAGGCUACAGAACAGCAGUCUGUGGGCAUGAACGUGAUGCUGGGGCUCUCUGUGCAGCUCAGCUGCGGUUGGCUGGUGGCUCAAGUCAAUGCUCUGGCAGAGUGGAGGUCUAUUAUAAAGGCCAGUGGGGCACAGUGUGUGAUGAUGACUGGGCAAUGAGCAAUGCUGAUGUGGUAUGCAAACAACUUGGUUGCGGUCAUGCGGUCUCUGCUCCUACAAGCGCUCACUUUGGUCGAGGCUCGGGCCCAAUAUGGCUGGAUAAUGUAGAGUGCUCAGGCCAAGAGGUUGCACUCACACAAUGUUCACAUCCUGGUUUUGGAGAAAAUAACUGUGGUCAUGGUGAAGAUGCUGGUGCUAUCUGUUUAGGUGCUCUACAGAAGCCCCAAAUUACCAUAAGUCCUGCUGCAGAGGUCAACUGGGGACAAAAAGUUGAAAUCACCUGCACUGUAGUAACAGAACAUAUGGGUGGGACUUUUGUCCUGAAAAACACCCAAGGGUCAUUUACAAAGGAGAAAUUCUCUGAGCACGAAGCUGCAACAUUUGUCUUCCCUUCAGCGGACUUCAGCCUGAAGGGGACAUACUUCUGCGAAUAUCAUAAAAAACUGCCUGAUCAAGUCAUCUAUUAUCCUCAAGGAAAUACUGCUGACCUCGCCAUCAUAGUAAAAUUAGACAAACCCAGCAUCUCCCUGAGUUCCUCUCAUGCAGCGGUGACCUACAGUCCUAACGAAGUGUCGGUCAACAAAGGCAGCACCUUCUCUGUCAUUUGCUCCACUUAUUCCAUAUACCCUGAAGGUUUCUUCUAUCUGACGAAUGCCAAAACAAACAUUACAGAAGUAAAAGACGCAUCUGGUCACAACGUUUUCCACGUGGCAAACUUUGAAUUCCCUGAAAUCGAUUUUAAACACCAAGGAGCCUAUGUCUGCAUCUACGGUGUUAACAUCUCCUCACAUUCCUUCUGUUCCCUUUCCUCAAAGUCUCUUCAAAUCACUGUAACCUCAACCUCAUCGUCUUCAGUUGUUGGAGGUGUUGUGAGUACACUAGUUGUGCUGCUAUUUGUGCUGGUUGUUGGUUUUCUGGUCUGGAGAAAGAAAUGUCGAGGUGCUGGGGUCAUGGUUCAGUUUACGAGCAGGUCUGAGGGAGCAGUAAAACCAGAUGCUGAAGACAAAAGCAAUGGUGCAUUUGAUGUAAGGGAACGUAGAAAUCAGCUAUAUGAGGGUGGACAAGACACUUACAGCAAGACAGACAAGAAGACGAAUGCUGGUUCUGACGAUGCUGGGAACGUCUCUGAAGACCUGCCAGGAAGAGUGUGUUAUGAGCUUGAACCUCUGUUUGAGUCCUGAUUAAAAAAAAAACAAUGCAACUAACUGCAUUAAUGUGAUAUUAUAUUCCCAUCAUCCCACCAUCAGGCUGAAAAAGAGAAUUUUACAGCUCUUUCUGGAUGAAAGCUUGCUCUUUUUUUUCUAUCAACAUCCUCCAAAGCAAUGUUAUGACGUACUGACACACCCUGAUGCACACGUCUAGAUCACAGCUGCAAAGUUAGACUGUUGUGGGCAAAAUUCUGACCUCUGUUGGUCUAAAGUUGCUCAAUAGAGUUGUUCUUUAAAAUUAUUAAAGAACUGUUUUUUUUGUUGUUUGUUUUUUGUUUGUUUUUACUUUUUUAAAGUGAUAAUUCUGAUUCUUUAUAUAGUUGCUGUGUUAUUUACUUUAGGUGAAAUUGAAGAGUUUUUGUUGUUAAAAUGCAGUUUUAAAUACUGUGCAUAUACAGUAAAUGACAACUUACUGUUAUUCUUGCCUGUAAUACUUACGUUCACACAUUUAUGAUUGAUUUUUUU